CUUGUUUUCUUCUUCUCAGCGACUUGCUUCUUUCACCACCAAAAGGCAUCUUUCCAUUUUCAGUUUGCAAAAUGAAACAAAAUUCAAAUGUACCAGCCUUUCUCACCAAGCUUUGGACUCUUGUGGAAGAUUCUGACACAAAUGAAUUUAUUUGUUGGAGUCAGGAAGGUAACAGUUUCCUUGUCAUGGAUGAACAGCGAUUUUCCAAAGAUAUCCUUCCCAAGUUCUUCAAGCACAACAACAUGGCCAGCUUUGUCAGACAGCUGAAUAUGUAUGGAUUUCGCAAAGUGAUGCACAUCGACACAGGCAUAGUAAAGCAAGAGAGGGAUGGACCAGUUGAAUUUCAGCAUCAUUACUUUAAACAUGGUCAGGAUGACUUGCUGGAAAACAUCAAAAGAAAGAAUGGACCAUUAUCAUGCACCUGUAUCGAAACAGGGGAAGUGGGGAAAAAUACGCAAUCUGUGCACUUAAAUAGCGAAUGGAGGACUUUUCCCUGUGGUUUUCAUGCCAGCCAGGUUUCCAAUGCAAGACCAAAUGAUACGAAGAUCAGACAGGAAGACCUGUCCAAUAUUUUGGCCAGCGUUCAGAAUGUUCACGGAAAACAAGAAAGCAUUGAUUCCAGACUCAACACACUGAAAAGAGAUAAUGAAGGUCUAUGGAGGGAAAUAUCAGACCUGAGACAGAAGCACUCCCAACAGCAGCAAAUCAUUAAGAAGUUAAUACAAUUCAUCGUCACAUUGGUACAGAAGAACCGGAUGAGUUUAAAACGCAAGAGGCCUAUUCUACUGAACAGCAAUGGAAAGAAGCCUAAAUACAUCCAUGAAAUCUACGAUGAUCCUCCUCUGGACCACAACAAACCCUCUGUCAGUGGUUUGAAGAGUGCUGAUCUUACUGACGAUGUCGUCAUCUGUGAUGUAACUGACGAUGACACAGAGAUCACAGAGGGCCCCUCAAGAGCAUUGGAUCAAUCGGAUGUAGAAAUAGUUGAGGUCUUCAACAGCAAUACUGUGUCACAGACAGACAGCGCUGACAGUAUAGGACAGACGAACUCUUUAGUAAUCGAACCAGAAGAGACCACCAUAAGCACAUAUGAUAGCCUUCCCACAAGCAGCACCUUGCAGCUCAACAAACAGUCAGGGCUAAGCCUGGAGGAUCCAAUGAAAAUGAUGGACUCAAUCCUCAAUGAGAGUGGAGCUAUUUCUCAGAAUAUCAAUCUCCUCGGCAAGGUUGAGCUGAUGGACUACUUGGACAGCAUUGACUGCAGUUUGGAAGACUUUCAGGCUAUGUUGUACGGGAAGCAGUUCAGCAUUGAUCCAGAUAUUUUAGAGGCCACAGAGGGGAGUGGUGGUCCCAAAGAAAAUGCAGGGCUGCUAUCCAAAGGAGACAAGUCUAGUUUCUCAGCAGACAACCAGCUGGUCCAGUACACAUCCUGCCCUCUGCUGGCCUUCCUGGAUGGCUGCACCCCUUUGGCCACAGAGGCAGACAGCAGCACAGCCACAGAGCUGGGAGACAGCCUGCUGCAGCACAACACUGAGGUCCCCACAGACCUGCUGGAGCGAGACGAGGAGCCUCCACGAAGCUCUCUGAUCCGCCUGGAGCCCCUGACUGAGGCAGAGGCCAGUGAAUCAACGCUCUUCUAUCUGUGUGAACUCAACCCAGAAGGUGACACCACUGACUCGACGCAGCUGGAGAUUUAACAAGGUUAACCAAGGAGCAGAAAAAGGAUUGGACCUUUUCUAGAUACUUGAUAAAAUGAUCUAUUUCCUGUUCAGAAGUAAGACAUUCCGUCAUUUAGUGGAAUAAUCUACUAACAGCUGUACGUAAACCCCGAUUAAGAUGAGGCUGCAAUUGUUGGUUUAGGUUUCAGCAUUUCUUGUGAAAAGGGGAAUGUUUCACUAUGUAUUCUUGAUAUGUUAAGGAUCACAUUCAUCUUUAAUGAACAAAAAAAAGAAGUGCUUGUUUCCUUAGUAAAACCCCAAUGUUGGUCAUUUCAAGUACUGUAGUCUGAUAUGUACCAUGUUUCAUGUUAAGAUUCAUAGAUUGUUAAGCUUCGCAAUGACAUUAAAAGAACAGCAAAAGCAUCAUUA
Messenger RNA from Oncorhynchus kisutch (coho salmon), 2087 nucleotides. RefSeq names its product heat shock factor protein 2-like. The record is from RefSeq and is a predicted model, not a curated record. The transcript has 12 exons. NCBI's taxonomy places the organism in Eukaryota, Metazoa, Chordata, Actinopteri, Salmoniformes, Salmonidae. The coding region runs from base 72 to 1697 and encodes 541 amino acids. Gene Ontology annotation, molecular function: DNA-binding transcription factor activity; sequence-specific DNA binding. Gene Ontology annotation, biological process: regulation of DNA-templated transcription.